Molecule: messenger RNA, 543 nt
Organism: Galleria mellonella (greater wax moth)
Lineage: Eukaryota; Metazoa; Arthropoda; Insecta; Lepidoptera; Pyralidae
Gene: ATPsynCF6
Product: ATP synthase-coupling factor 6, mitochondrial
Exons: 3
Coding region: 110-430 (106 amino acids)
Biological process (GO): proton motive force-driven ATP synthesis
Molecular function (GO): proton transmembrane transporter activity
Source: RefSeq, a predicted model, not a curated record
UAUUACUUAAUCUAUGGACUUCUUACAGCUGCCAAAUUGUCAAGUGUCAAAGUCAGUUGAAAAUUCACUGAGCUGAAGAAAACUAAUUAUUAAUUAUAGAACGUAAAAGAUGAUCGGCUCAUCCCUUGUUACUGGUUUGCGGGCGGCACGUUCCUCGGUCGUGUUCACGAGGAACUUGGCGGCGGCUCCUAAGGCCGUAGACCCUAUCCAGCAACUUUUCUUGGACAAAAUCAGAGAGUACAAACAGAAGAGCUCAGGUGGAAAAUUAGUCGACCCAAGUCCAUCAAUCGAACGGGAACUCAAAACAGAACUAGAGAAGUUGGAGAGACAAUAUGGUGGUGGUUCCGGUGUGGACAUGACUGCAUUCCCCUCAUUCAAAUUUGAUGAACCCAAACUGGACCCCAUUGAUGAACAGGCCCCGCAAAAGUGAAGAGUUUGAUGAAAACCAUAGUUAAUUUAUACAGUAAUUUAAAGGAAAUGUCUAAUGCAUGCAUACAUUGUAUAUGUUCAGUAAUUUUGAUGAAUAAAUUAUUGUAUUAGGCA